CUUUAAGUGCCUGUGCUGUGCGGCAGUAGCGCUAGCUCCGUACAGACCGCUAGAGCCGCAGAUAGCCUUCCUGAUCACUGCAGAGCCUCUACAAAACAGCACGCCAGCAAUCAUGUCUGCCCCAGCUACAGAGGGUCCUGGUGCCUCAGGAAUGGCAGGGGGCAACCGCAGACUGCAGCAGACCCAGGCUCAGGUGGAUGAGGUGGUGGACAUCAUGCGGGUGAACGUGGACAAGGUGUUGGAGCGAGACCAAAAGCUUUCAGAGCUGGACGACAGGGCAGAUGCUCUUCAGGCCGGCGCAUCCCAGUUUGAGACCAACGCCGCCAAGCUCAAGAGGAAGUACUGGUGGAAGAACUGCAAGAUGUGGGCCAUUUUGAUAGCUGUGAUCAUAAUCAUCAUUGCCAUCAUUAUCAUUUGGAAUAAGUCGUCAUAAAACAGCAGGGGAAUGGAGGAAUGGCAUGACUGUUGUGAUGGGAGAGUGGAUAAGAUGAAGUAUCAGCUGAUACCAUGAAGACAGAGAGCAUGUUCUUCCAGAACUCUAAAGAUGUUCUAGCCUGCUGACUUUCGAAAGCAUAAUUUGUAAAAUAUCUCAACUGUUUUUUUUUUUGUUUUUUUUUAUGUUUCGGUUUUAAUGCCUUUGAUUUAAACGUUGCCUUACAGGUGAAGACAAACUCUUACACGUCUCGCUCAUUUUCCUGACUAAUCCUUUAUUGAAAGUAGUUUUCUAGUACACUCCGUGCCAUCAAGUCACGCAUACCACAGUGGCCUAACCUCACGUUCGACGCUGAAGAAACAAAACGGUCUCUUAAUUCUGUGAUGAGGCAACAAGAUUAAUCUGUACAUGUGUUCAUAAGUAGUUGGUUAAAGCGUAGCAGUUGAAAUAUACUGACCACAAAAUGGGGGAUUGUAACCUUUUGUUACACUCUCUGCUUCCUGAUCAGUAGAGCGCUCAGUGGCUCUGGUAACAAGUUUGCUAUAAAAUGACGGAGCUGUCUUUGGUUAUAUAGUGCCUUAAAGUUUUAUUGCACAGUUUAGAACCAGCCAUCCACUCAAAGGCCUUUAUUAGAACAAAACAGACUUGAGUGCCAUUAGAACCACCUAGCUGUGCCUUUUAAAACACUGCCAGCAUAACGUACACAGCAGCGUAAUAGAGAAUCACAUUCAGAUUACAUUCUUGGCUGCAUGUCCUUUCAUGGUCAAAUGACAUAUGUAUGUAUAUAUGUGUGUUUUUUCUCUGUCUCUCUCUCUCUCUCUCUCUCUCUCUCUCUCUCUCUCUCUCUCUCUCUGUGUCUCUCUCUC
Messenger RNA from Pygocentrus nattereri (red-bellied piranha), 1299 nucleotides. RefSeq names its product vesicle-associated membrane protein 3 (cellubrevin) (gene vamp3). The record is from RefSeq and is a predicted model, not a curated record. Gene Ontology annotation, biological process: vesicle fusion; vesicle-mediated transport; SNARE complex assembly. Gene Ontology annotation, molecular function: syntaxin-1 binding; SNAP receptor activity. NCBI's taxonomy places the organism in Eukaryota, Metazoa, Chordata, Actinopteri, Characiformes, Serrasalmidae. Gene Ontology annotation, cellular component: SNARE complex; plasma membrane. The coding region runs from base 113 to 433 and encodes 106 amino acids. The transcript has 5 exons.